UUUUUUAGGCCAUUAGCAAGACCCGCCUAGCUAACGCUCGUAGCAGCGGCGCUAUUCGUCACCGCCUUUUCAACCGACGUUCACACCGGCUGAAUGUAUCCGGUGUGGCGUUAAUCACUCCGGGAUGGAAACAGGACCUCGAUACGGUCAAACUGGACUGGAGUGCAUUCACACAUUUUUCCCACCCUGCUUUUGCCCACCUCAGGGUGAUUGGUGCCUGUUGGAGGCUGUGCACGCAUGGUCUUUACCAGUUGUUCCUUAUGCUUGAAAGAAGCUGGUGUCUGACAGGAUGGAUGGUGUGGACCUAAACAGACUUGUGUUUAAAAAUCAGUACCCUGCGUUCUGCUGCGGUGUAGAGUCCUUUUCCAUUUACAAGAGAACCCCUCCCCUUCUACUCUCCCACUCCCUCCACUAUAUAUAUGAAAAUAGUCUUUGAGCAAUCAAAGGGACAGCACAAGAUAGAUCUCACUUUAGCCUUUUUGUUUUGGACAACAGGUCAAUACCACCUAACUAAGCCUAUAUGGCAGUCAUGGAAGUAAUCUUAUUUUAAUUUUUAUUUAGUGUACCAACUAACUCUAAGCCCGGGCGGUGGGAUGUCGGAAAAGCCAGACGACAAAAUGGUGAAGUUCCUAGCCCCCCCGCAGAGAAGUGGAAAUGGCCCCAGUUCUGGUUCAGAUUCAUUGAUGGGUGACUCCCGUCCGGUGGAAGUGAGACGCCGACAUCACACCAUGGAGCGCGACCGGUGUAACCCUGAGCACCGUUUUUUACGACGAAGUGUCAUCAGUGAUUCUAAUGCCACAGCUCUCGCCCUUCCUUUACCCAGCAAAAUCCCCAUUCCAUUACCUCCACAGGUCCAGCCACAACAGCACAAGGCUGCCGCCUCUCCUGCACUGCAGGUUGAACCCAGGAACAAGCAAAGUGAGAAGUCUGCCGAUGCUGGUGGAGAAAAACAAGAAGGAAAAGAUGGUGAAAUUGCCAAAGUAGAUGUUUUGUCUUCGUCUCAGCAGUCGGCUGUUGUACAAGACGUUAGAGAUGGAGACAUGUUGGUAGGAGCUUGCACUGCACCACUUUUGCCAAGUCACCAAGAACCUGAGAGUGUCAAUGAGGCGAAGGAUUCUCGUGAGAACGAUGGGGAGGAGGAAGAUAAGGACUCUGCCAAAGCGCGAGCUGAGGCAGAGCAAAGGGAAGCUGAGAAAAGAGUUCAGGAUGACAUCGAGGAGGCAGAAACCAAAGCAGUAGGAACAUCACCAGAUGGAAGAUUCCUCAAGUUUGAUAUAGAAAUCGGACAUGGCUCUUUCAAGACUGUUUACAAAGGCUUGGACACUGACUCCACAGUGGAGGUGGCGUGGUGUGAGUUGCAGGACCGUAAGCUGUCAAAGACAGAGCGGCAACGUUUUAAGGAGGAAGCUGGCAUGUUAAAGGGACUACAACAUCCCAACAUUGUUCGCUUUUAUGACUCCUGGGAGGCACCAUCCAAAGGAAAGAAGUGUAUUGUUCUGGUUACAGAACUGAUGACCUCUGGUACACUCAAGACAUAUCUAAAGCGGUUCAAGGUGAUGAAAAUUAAAGUGCUGCGCAGCUGGUGUCGGCAAAUCCUCAAAGGACUCCACUUCCUGCACACUCGGACUCCUCCUAUCAUCCACAGAGAUCUCAAAUGUGACAACAUCUUCAUCACAGGCCCAACGGGAUCUGUCAAGAUUGGAGACCUGGGACUGGCCACGCUGAAGCGAGCAUCAUUCGCCAAGAGUGUUAUAGGUACCCCUGAGUUCAUGGCGCCUGAGAUGUAUGAGGAGAAGUACGACGAGUCAGUGGAUGUUUAUGCCUUUGGAAUGUGCAUGCUGGAGAUGGCCACCUCCGAGUACCCGUACUCAGAGUGCCAGAACGCUGCACAGAUCUACCGCAGAGUUACCAGCGGGGUGAAGCCAGGCAGCUUCGACAAGGUGGCCAUUCCUGAGGUGAAGGAAAUCAUUGAGGGAUGCAUUCGUCAAAACAAGGAUGAGAGGUAUUCUAUCAAAGAUCUCCUAAACCAUGCCUUCUUCCAAGAGGACACAGGUGUGCGUGUGGAGUUGGCUGAAGAGGAUGAUGGGGUGAUGGAGGCCAUAAAGCUCUGGCUGAGAAUUGAGGAUAUAAAGAAACUAAAGGGGAAGUACAAAGACAACGAAGCUAUAGAGUUUUCUUUUGACCUCAACAAAGAUGUCCCUGACGUUGUGGCUCAGGAAAUGGUUGAAUCUGGUUAUGUUUGUGAAGGAGACCACAAGACCAUAGCAAAGGCCAUAAAGGACAGGGUCUCUCUGAUCUCUCGCAAGAGGGCGCAGCGGCAGCAGGUCAGAGAAGAUCAGGAGAAGAAACGUCUUGAAGAGGAAGUGCAGAGCCACUCACUGCCGCCACAACAAGUAGGCCAGCAGGCCGGGUUGGAGAUGUCUCAGUCCCAGCCAGCAGCACAGCACCCAUCCCAUGUUGCACCUCAACCUAGCCAACACAGCUCACAGAUAAGCAGCCAACCAGCAUCUCAACAGAGCAUUCAGAGCCCCAACUUCAGUACGGCUCAAUCCAGUAAUCCUACUGGGAUGUCCCAGGGGGUCCCCCAGGCAAUUUAUGUUCCCCAGUCAGGUGGGCAAGUCCAGGUUUCCAGUGUCAGCAGCCUUCAGCCUGAGUCUGAAGAGUCUGAGUCUGACCAACAUGUACAGCCGUCUCUCGGGACAUGGGUGACAAGCUACCUGGUGGCUCAACGCUUCCUGAGACCCUGCCACCUCAGCCUAAUGUGUCUUACAGUACUCCAAAUCAGGAACUUCAACCACAGGCAUCGUGUCCACAGAUGCAAAAUGAAGCAAAGCAACAGCUGUCUACGUUUUUAUCUUCGUCCAUUUCUCACAUGGUGUCUUUUUCUACCCCAGGUGCAGGUCGGUCCAUCAGAAGUAGCUCCUAGUUCAUCUGCUAACCAGUCGACUUCAGUUGCACCUCAGCAGUAUGGAGGUUACUACCAAUCAUCGACUCCUCCUCAGCAGCAGUUGGAGAGCAGCAGCUCGCUGUCCCGAGCUCAGAGUGGAGCCCAGCAGCCACAGGGUCCUGUGGCUGUUCCCCUCUCAACACCAGUAGAUCAGAUGGCAGCAUCCUCUGCUCUGGUGCCACCACCUGGAGAGAGCUGCCUGUCAGAUGCCUCGGGUCUAAGCGAUGGAACCGAUGGAGGGUCUACAUCUGGGGGUCGCCAUGAGGGGCGCUCAAUGAAGCGGUAUCAGAGGCGAUCUGUCCGUAGUCGCUCCCGCCAUGAGAAGGCUGGGAAGGCCAAGCUUAAUGUUCUCAAUAUUUCUAAUGUGGGAGACCGAGUCGCAGAGUGCCAACUGGAAACGCACAACAGGAAGAUGGUAACCUUCAGGUUUGAUCUUGAUGGAGAUAACCCAGAGGAGAUUGCACAUAUCAUGGUUGAGAGUGAGUUCAUUUUGGAGAGCGAGCGGGAGUCGUUCAUUGAUCAGGUCCGCGAGGUCAUAGAAAUGGCUGAUCAGAAGGGAGCCGGAAUUAAAGAUGGCUUCCCACAGAUGAGUAAUCAACAAAAUCCUGAGCUGACUGUUCCCAUGGUACCAGGCAUAUCCCCCAGCACCACAACUCAGGUGGUUCAUUCAACAGGACGAAGAUUCAUAGUGAGCCCAGUCCCAGAAUCUCGUCUUAAACAGCAGUUCUUUGGAGCUGCUUCUGGUAAUGUGUCUUUUGGAGACGACCCUUCCUGUGCUCCAUUGGGUCUUUCGCUGUCUGCGCCAACUGUGACACUUCGCCACGCUUUCAACCAAGUCAAACAGGCUCAAAUGGAAAGAAGCAGCACCAUUGAUUCAACUCCAGCUGAGCAGGAGCCAACCCCAGUUCCGUCCACUGAUGUUUCUAACAAAGUCCAAUCUCCUCCCGAGGUGGCGGCCUCCACCUCUGCUUCUGUCACAUCUAAUGCAGCAGUGUCACCUCCUUAUUCAGCUGAAACGGUUUCACCUCCACCAACAUCUGUUCCAUCCCAAACUGUGAAUAACGAUUCUAGUCCAUCACCACAGUCCUCCCAUGAAAUGGCUCCUUCCCAGCAGCCGCCGUCAACCAGCCUCCCUGUUUCAUCCACCACGGUUUCUCCUCCAUCAACUCAGACGUCCAUACCUGCCGUAGCAGGGUCACAGCCAAGCAGUGUGUCUGCUGGAGCUCCUUCUGUCUCUGUUUCAGAGCGGCCCCCCUUUAUUAGUCCCGUUACAUCCAACCAUUCUCAGCACCCACCUCCCACUGCAGUACCCACUCAGACCCAGGCCCAGUCACACCCCCCGGAGUCUGAGGGAGCAGAGGUCCAGUCUAAGACGAUCGGCAGGGAUGACAUCCAAACCCUAGACAUGAAGCUCCGUUCGCUCUUCAAAGACCCACUCCCGGCCUCUAUGACAGUGGAUCACAGUUCGGCGACAGGGAAUUGCUCUCCUCCCACUGGAACGUCUUCUCCACCUCCUGGGAAUGCCCUGGUUCCUCCAUGUAACCUUUCUCUAACUCCUGCCAUACAAAGUGCUCAGAGCUCAACUACCCCAGGGGGACAUGUUCAGCCCCAUACAUCAAAGCCUAGGGCACAGACUUUACCUCCUGAUCUGGAUCAAACCACUACGCCUCCCUCUGAACCUGUACAUCCGUUUCCUGGACCUAAACAGUCACAGCAGCCCCAGGGGAUUUCAGAUACCCAGUUAAAGAGAGCUCAGAGUCCUGAAAACGGUCAGGGCGGUGAAGACGUCAAGCCCACAGGAACAGAUUUCAAAGUUGGUCGUUUUAUUGUCUCUGGUCCAUCCAGCUUUCCUCCAGAUCCACCAAAAGCCAUAUCUUCUCCAUCCCUCACACCAUCCUCUACUUCCUCCUCAUCCUCGUCCUCCUCCACACCUUCAAGCCCAGAGAAUACGCUCCACCGUUCAUCCCCUCGUCCUAAAGACUCCAGUGAAGCUGAUGGAGCUCCCACUGUCUCUGCCGGUUCCGCUAGUCAGACCUUCAAUGUUGGACGCUUUCAAGUGUCCAAGAGCGACCAUGCCUCAUCUAAAACAAGUGCCGGCUCUACAGUGGGGCCAUUAGUAGUCACAGUGACCAAAGCUCCAGCAGCAAGAUCUAGUUCACUAGAGCGCUGUAAUAAGCUGAAUGGACCAUCAUCCUCAACCUCUGACCCUCAAAACCAACAACGCCCUAACAGCAGUGAUAAUGAGGCGGACUCUGAAACAGACGAUGAAGCCCUUCAGAAAGAAAUAAGUCGCCUCAGAGAAAAACACAUGAUAGAGAUUCGUAACUUACAGAGCCGUCAGAAAGAAGAAAUAGAGGCCCUGUACUCCAAGAUGGGAAAAGCUCCCCCUCCUUAUGUUGUCUCCCCUGCUCAGGCUCUAGGUGGAGGUCGGCGUAGGCGCAAAAGCCACAGAUCUCGCAGUAGUGGACAGCCCAGUCCCAUUCAUUCAGGUCAGAGUCAUGGAUCAGAGUCUCCUCUGAAGCAGAGUAUGCCCUCUGCAGCUGGAGCCUCGGAAAGUGCAGCUAGCACAACAUCUCUACAACCACUCACAUCCUCUCCAUCCCUGCCAAGCCUCAGUGGUUCUACUGGAUCAUGUGAAACCAGCUCCUCAAACGGAUCAAGCCUCUGCCAAAACAUCCCUGCUUCCUCUGCAUCCCAGACCCAGAAGACCAAGAGCACCUUCUCUGAUCACAUGCACCAACUUGUGGAUAACUUUGCCAGAGAUGCAAAGAAAGGGCCUAAAACUGGAACACCCACACCUGUUGGACUUGAUAUUAUCCCUCCAGCGAAUAUGGGCCGUAAAUUUUCGGCUCCAGGACACCUAGGUUCUGCGCAUCACGCACCCGCCAACUGUACAACCACCAGCACGCAUCUUCCCAACCCAGGCAAUCCCACAGCCCCUCUGGGUCCUCGUAAAGGCUCCCUGGGUCCAGUUGUGCAGGGCUUUGGAUAUGCCUCAGCCCCCUACGGUGCUUCUCAGUGGGCAGGCCCCACAGGCACCUGCCAGGUCAGCAUGCAUAACCCCACACAGCCACUAAAGCAGUACCAGCCCCCUACAACAGUAUCGGUCUCCAUGCAUCAAGGCUACCAAACGGGAACACCUCAGACCAACCAGACGUCUGUCAGCCAUGGAGGGACCAAUCCAAGGCCUACGUAGCCCAGCCUGGGCCCCACCCUAAGCUGAAAGGAAGGGCCACACAGAGCAGAGGGGUCAGCCUCUCCUUGCAUUCUGCCCACUGUUUGUAUUGUGCAUUUUUUAUUUCAUCGUUUUAAUGUUGUCUAUUACUUCUGUUAAAGAGCGACCUCUGUGGUUCAGGUCCUCUCAGGUAGAUUUUGAGUGUGUCCGACAACUGGUGGGAGAGUGCAAUACACCUCCACAGCACAAAAGCGUCACUCUUAGCCUGCCAUUAGCUGUGGAAGCAAGCUGUGACGAGUCAGGUGGCUGUGUGCGGAAAAGAAACGCACACUAAAGGCAUAACCAAAAGCGGCCACAGGUGUCUUUUGAACAGUAAGAUGCUGCAACAUCAUCAUUCCUUUGAGGGGAGAACAAGAGGAGGGAUUGUGACACAUAUCCUUACUAAUCUGGACUAUAGACAAAGCUGGGACUAAAGAUGGUGGAGCUUUUACACAUCAGACUGAACAGGAACCUGGAGAUGGAAAGUAAAGUUGCUUAAGCAGGUUAGAGCGAGGUGAGUGUACAAAAGGUGUGAAAUAAGAGUGGAAGGUCAAAUAACUCUGUAGAGUUAGAAGAAAGACUUAGUAAGUUAGGCAGGGAACUCGAUAGGGCUGCAGUAUGAGUAGAUCCCAGAGACUACUGAGUAAAAUGCAAUAAUGAAGUAGAUAAACAGUCCCUUAUAAACGCGACCUUAAUCCCAAAACACAUGGAAACAUUGGCUUUGUACAUAGGGAGGAAUUCAUUGGGUUAUGAUGCUAUGUUUAACGUAUUUCUGUCUCUGUGGGAGUCUGGUGUCAUUGUGGUUUAAGUUUUCUUUCAUCCAGAUCCACAUCAACAUGUGAGAACCGUGUCCUGGUGUUGAUCACCAUUAGUUCAACUGACAAGGCAACGCUCCUUAAAACCCCCACACACAAACAUGAAAUUACUUCUUUCACUUCAGCUGAGUUUUUUUGCUGAUAUUACACCUAUCAUACCCAAAUUAAUAUUAUUGGGUUAGUAUUUAAGGACUGUUGUGUGGACAGGUUUGAUGAAAGUAUGGAAAACAAUUAAACGGGUUAACCGCAAAGAUCCCUGUACCCAUAACAUUUAACUGUGACCCCCAGCAUCCCAAAAUGUCUGGGCUUUUUCUCUGUCUGUGGUCUGUUUUUGUAAACGUAUAUUUAAUACAACAAAACGUUCUUUAUGGACCUGUAUUCAGCCAUCAGAUUUUGAUGUUGUUUCACUGUAAUUAUUAUUAAAGGUUGUUAAACAACAUGUAAAGAAAUAUUAAAAAGUGCAAUUGCAGGGUGGUUGCAGUUAAUAUCCUACUCAACCAUGCAGGAGUGAAACCUGCUGUUUGUUAGGCUCUUCUAUGACCGCCCUGCACUCAUUUUCUAUUUAGUUUUUUUGUUUCGUUCUUGUAAAUAUCCUAAAGUGAGGUAAAACGCUUUCACUUCAUUCUCAGUCACAGACGUAUGCUUGUGGUGACCCACUUCUUCGUGCACUCUUUACCCGUAAAACACGAGGAACACUUUAGUGCCUUGCAUCCUCACUAACGAUCAGUUCCAGACUCACCCAGUCCCUGCAAGCUCAACCAGUACCUGAAGUAAACAGCCAGUCAGUUCAGAGCAUGCAACGCUGAAACAGAUGCAGAACCAAGAGCACAGUUAAACAGUGCAUUCUUCUCUCUACAUUUACAUUCGUGUUGGUUGUGUAAUCAGCUGUGUAUUUCUACUUGCCUUGUGGGAACAUGAAUUUAUGCUGACAUUUUUUUUUUUCUGUGAAUUUAUUACUAAACUUUAUAGAAGCACGUGUUUUAAGUGGAGAGUGGGCUGUUCAAAGGUUCAAAAGUCCUGCUGACUCAGCUGCUGUCUCACCACCUUGCAGCAGUGCCAUGCUGUUGUUGUGACUCUUUCGCCUGCUUGUAGAUCAAAUUGUUUAACUUCUCUAGAGAAAAAAAUGACUUCCUGCAAUGCAGAAUAUGCAAUGUUUAAAGUUUUAUAGGGAACGAGGGGUGUUGGAAACAUUUGCAUGCUGAUGAAGUGUUAACUUCAACGUUUUUUGAUAUUGGAAUAAGUAUUUUUCUUUAUUUGCUUUCCUGACGGGUUGUCGAUAUCACAGGCGCAACUUCUGCCUCAGAUUAUCAGCAUGCUAACUUCACUGGGUGUUAAUUCCUCUAAAGAAGAACCAUUUUCAAUCCGACCAAUGCACAGCACAAGCUCACAAAGGUUAACGUCCAUGUGCUAUUACAGUUACCAGACCCCCUCCGUACAGUCGUGUUUAUGGCCCUCGGCACACAGUUAUACUCAUCUGAUCCCUUCUGACCUCCUGUGAUUUUGUGUCUGUUUUGUGUACGUUUUUCCACAUUGUACAAAAUGUAAAAACAAAUAAAAAUAUCAAAUACAA
Molecule: messenger RNA, 8546 nt
Organism: Cyprinodon tularosa
Lineage: Eukaryota; Metazoa; Chordata; Actinopteri; Cyprinodontiformes; Cyprinodontidae
Gene: wnk1a
Product: WNK lysine deficient protein kinase 1a
Exons: 28
Coding region: 594-6143 (1849 amino acids)
Biological process (GO): intracellular signal transduction; monoatomic ion homeostasis; positive regulation of sodium ion transmembrane transporter activity
Cellular component (GO): cytosol; cytoplasm
Molecular function (GO): protein serine/threonine kinase activity; ATP binding; chloride channel inhibitor activity
Source: RefSeq, a predicted model, not a curated record